AUGAGAUAAGCUAAUAAUGUUUAAUUAAAGGAAGUAAUCAAAUUUUGAAAUGAAAUGCAUUACAAAAUUAGUAAUAGCCUCUCUAAAGAUUAGAUAACAAAAAAUAAAUUAUUAAAUUUACUGUUAACUCAAUUAUAUUACAAGAAUACAAAAAGGAAGAAGCCAAAUUAUUACUCAUUCUGAAGUAGCAACAGUAAAAUAUAAAAGAACAGAUAAAUUCAAAUUUAAAACAAAUCGUUUUUUUAUAAAACUACCUCAAAGCCAUUAGAAAUAGUUAAGUCUAUUUUCAAUAUGGAUUACAAAGGAGAUAUAUAUUUCGAUAAAGCAUUUUAGAAAAUGGUGCCUACAAAUUUUUUGAAGUUUUAGAGCAAUAUAUAAAGAUUUACUUAAACACUCGAUUUUUUAAUAUGGAGAAAAGGGGUCACAUCCAGAAGAAAAAGAGAUGGUAUCAAUAAUCAGGAAACUUAAUGUAUCAAACAACUAGCUAGGAAACUCUUAAUUAGAAUCCUUAUAUCUGA
Molecule: messenger RNA, 518 nt
Organism: Paramecium sonneborni
Lineage: Eukaryota; Ciliophora; Oligohymenophorea; Peniculida; Parameciidae
Source: the annotation of a GenBank genome assembly